Molecule: messenger RNA, 1260 nt
Organism: Nerophis lumbriciformis (worm pipefish)
Lineage: Eukaryota; Metazoa; Chordata; Actinopteri; Syngnathiformes; Syngnathidae
Product: galanin receptor type 1
Biological process (GO): positive regulation of cytosolic calcium ion concentration; calcium-mediated signaling; immune response
Cellular component (GO): external side of plasma membrane; membrane
Molecular function (GO): C-C chemokine receptor activity; C-C chemokine binding
Source: RefSeq, a predicted model, not a curated record
AAUAAUGAGUUAGUUGACUUUAAUUGGGAACACAUGGAAAUGUCAGGGCAGCAUGUAAACAGCAGCAACAGGGAAGAGCAGGCUGUAAUUAAGGUUCUGGUGCCUAUUCUGGAUGGAUUGAUCUUAGUCACUGGCCUGGUAGGACAAAUCCUCGUCAUCACAAUUCUGACAGGCAGGAGGAGACGUGACGGUCACCCCCCACAUGGUACAGACACCCUCCUGCUUGCUCUGAGUGCGGCUGAUUUACUAUUGUUGCUUUGCCUUCCCUUCCACACGUCAGCCAUCACGUUGGGAUUUUGGCCUUUCGGCAGCUUCCUGUGCAAAGCCGUCAGCUUCCUAAGCGUGGCCUGCUCAUCUGCAUCUGUCUUUACGUUGGCUGCACUGGCUGUGACUCGCUACCUCACAGUGGUCCACCCAACCUGGGCAUACCGCUCCAGAAUGCAGAGACGCGUGAAAGUGACAGUCGCUCUUCUUUGGCUCCCUGCAUCAGUAUUAGCUGCACCGCAGUUUGCCUUCCGCACCGUAACCACGUCCAGAGCUGUAUACUGCUUUGCUUUUCUCUCAAACUUCAGCCAACUUGUUUACAGCAUCAGCCUCUUCUUUUUUGGCUUUGCUCUACCUCUGGGAAUCAUAGUGCUGAUGUACGCAAAGAUCUACUGUUUCCUGCGACAUGCACGGCUGUUUGGGAAUGCUCCUCAGCUGGAGCGCUACCAGAGUCAAGUCACCAACACCUCAGCUCUUUUAGUCCUGGUUUUCACUCUACUCUGGUUGCCCUCCUAUGCGCUCAUGUUCUCCUUCAUUGGAGGAACUAUUCAAGGCUCACCGGGGUACAACACUAUCGCCAUCUUGGUCAGAUUGUUGGCGUCCUCAGUAGCAGUGGUUAACCCCGUGCUCUAUGGCUUUAUGUCUCAGAAAUUUAGAAGAGAGCUGCUUCAGCAGGGGAGAGAACGCUGGAACUUCUGCAAAAACUCUCUGGCUGCUUGUCCUCACAUGAUGAUGGGCGGGGACCUGGUAGAAAGCUUUGAGCUGGACACAAGCUCAGAAGCCUGAACUGCCACACUACCUUAUUUACAUCUGGGUGCGUACCAUGAUUCGAUUAGAAAACAUUAUGAUUUAUAACCUGUUGAUAUGAUUCAUCGUUUAAUGAGUAUAAUAAAAACAUAAAAAAUCAGACCGCAUGCAUUGGCAGGAAUUUUAAAUAUGCGGACAUAGUUUCUACACGGCUGUUGCAAUAGAGCGCACAUGAGAGAGGUGGUGUGU